GUUGAUUUUAUUGGCCUGUUGUUCAUACUACGAUUCCAUCUUCACUGCUGCAUGUCGUGGUUGUCAUCAGGACACAUUGAGCAUGAUCCCUCUACCUGCUUCUCGGAAAUCAUCUUAUAAUCUCUUGCCUCGCCGUCCAUCACGUCUCGAAUCAAAUUAUUCACGCCAUCGGGAACCGACAGAUGGUACAGUCACUGGCGGCGGCGGUCAGGAUGAUAUAGACGAGGAUGAGGAUGAAGAUGGGAGUUUAGAUUUUGAAGAGCGUCUAGGGCUAGAAGAAGAGAUAGAUGGAGGUGUAGGAGGGGAUAGAGGAUUGGAGAACACGUUGGAACAGCUGGGUUUCGGCGCGUAUCACUGGAGAUUACUUGCACUCUGUGGGACAGGCUGGAUGUCCGAUAACUCUUCCCUUCAAUGUAUAGCGGUCAUUCUGCCUCGCGUCCAAAUCAACUUUGACCUCAGCUCCAAGGUCGUCGGGCUCUUAUCCGCCUCUACCAUGGCAGGGAUGAUGCUUGGCGCCGUUGGCUGGGGAACUGUUUCUGAUCUCCUUGGUCGUGCACUCCCAUUCAACAGUACUUUAUUCCUUACGGCUGUAUUCGGGAUCUGUGCGAGUUUCGCACCGAAUUUCCCAAUCCUCUGUCUCUGGAUGUUCCUCUUAGGGACGGCCGUAGGCGGCUCAAUGCCUACGGACGGGACAUUGUUCCUUGAAAACCUCCCUCAUUCCAAACAAUACCUCUUGACGCUACUGUCCAUCUUUUUCUCCCUCGGUGCCGUUCUCUCCUCCGUCAUUUCACUUGUGUUCCUUCCCGGGGCCAGUUGCUCUCAAUUCGAAGGAUGCGAUAUCGCUGGAAAAGCCAACGACGGGUGGCGAAGGGUAUUGUUGGUCCUUGGCUGCUUUAAUAUGGUCUGCGCGCUGUGUCGAUGGUUUCUGUUCAGACUACAUGAAUCCCCCCGCUAUCUCGUCUCUAACGGUCGACCCGACGAAGCCAUCGUCGUCCUCCGUGCCAUCGCAUCAUAUAAUGACAAUGAGAUGAACAUCCAGUCAGCCGAUGUCGAAGCGACUGAAGAUCACGGCGAGAAUAAACCUCUGGACGUGGAGAGCAAUGACAAGAAACAUUCCGAAAUGACAACAACACCCAUCUCUGGACACGCAUACCUCGAUGGCGAACGAUCACCAGUUCUCAGAGCGAGCGAGCUCAAUGACGGUCCCAUCACUCGACCUAGUUCUGAGAAUUCCUCUCGCCCUCCUUCUCGAAAUUACGAUGCGAUGGGUCAUGGUCUUCCUCCCAAACCUCUUCGUCAUCCUAUUCGGACCGGUUCUGCAUUCUACGCCGACACAUCACUCACAUUGGAAGAGAACGAGAAUGCUUUCGACCACUCGUUUGGCGAUGCCAUGCAGGGUCAGGACGACUCAUCGCCCAGAGCGUAUCUGUCCCGGAAGGCCAGUACGAAGACGCUGGCCAGUGUGAAAAGUGCAAAGUUGCAGGACGCUCUCGAAUGGACCGGUCAGAUGAAGCGACAGAUUAGGAGAUUGUUCGUACCUAAAUGGAGGAGAACAGUGAUUCUUAUGUGGAUCAUCUGGGCCGCCAUGUCCUUCUCGUACACCAUGUUUAACGUUUGGCUUCCUGCUGUAUUGGAGAGUCGAGCAUCUGGCGAAGGCGACGAGGCGAUCCGGUCGGCCUUGAGCGAGUUUGUCCUGUAUUCGAUUGCUGGAUGCCCUGGAUCGAUGCUUGGCGCAUGGAUGAUUCAGACAAAGCUGGGUCGUCGAAGAUCAUUAGCCAUUUGGACAGCUGCAACGGGUCUGUCGACAUUUGCUUUCAUCCGUGUGAGGGAACAGUACGCCAUGGUCGUCAGCUCCAUGAUCAUUUCCAUGGCCGCUACAGCGAUGUACGCGGUGUUGUACGGUAUGACACCCGAGACUUUUGGGACUUCGAUCCGUGGGACAGCCUGUGGAACGUCCGCUGCUCUCAGUCGACUUGCUGGAGUCGUGGCACCUGUCUUUGCUGGGUUCCUCCUGACGGUAUCUCCUUCCCUUCCCCUCUUCGUGUCCGCCGCUAUAUUCGUCCUCACUGCCGUAUGUGCCCUUUUGCUUCCUUUUGAAAGGGCAGAUGGAACUGGAAAAGGCGGAGCUGUCAUGGCUCACUAAUAAAUAAUGUAUCUAUCAUCUGAUGAUCCCCAUCAUGACAUUAAUGCAUCUUACGAUA
Messenger RNA from Kockovaella imperatae, 2201 nucleotides. RefSeq names its product major facilitator superfamily domain-containing protein. Gene Ontology annotation, molecular function: transmembrane transporter activity. The record is from RefSeq and is a predicted model, not a curated record. Lineage: Eukaryota; Fungi; Basidiomycota; Tremellomycetes; Tremellales; Cuniculitremaceae. Gene Ontology annotation, biological process: transmembrane transport. The transcript is spliced from 11 exons. Bases 83 to 2143 code for a protein of 686 amino acids. Gene Ontology annotation, cellular component: membrane.